AUAGCGAUUACAGUAGUUAAGAGUAUUCCACUUUCAAAAACGCAUUGAACUCAGCACUGUUUCAAGUGUAUGCUACGAGUACGAUUAGAGCGGUCUCAUGGUUGGACGCCUCAGAUAUAAUACCGGCGAGGUUCCGACAAUUGCAAGGACCGCCAUCGAGCAGGCACUUGGAUGGGAUCAGUAAAUCGGAGACUCCGCGAUCUCAAAACCAGAAGAGUGCAGAGAGUAGAAGAAUUAGGACUCUGAGGAAUCUUGGCAAGUCGUUUUCCGGAUCCUUCUCACAGUCUCAUUGUCUUAGUACAGUACUAUAG
This is a messenger RNA of Haemonchus placei, 311 nucleotides long. Lineage: Eukaryota; Metazoa; Nematoda; Chromadorea; Rhabditida; Trichostrongylidae. The record is from the annotation of a GenBank genome assembly.